AUGCAGAAAUCAUUUAGCUGCUGUGUUUACAAUAUCUGGUCAUGGUGGACUCCUUGUACUUACGACUGCGGUCUGUCAGGCACGCAAUUUAGAAGCAGGACAAAAAAUGCGGAGAAAACCGUUUGUGGUAGAAGUGAUUCUUGUCAUUCAAGUCAGAAGCAAACAAGGGCUUGCAACAGAAAUAAUUGUCAUAAUGGCGGCACUAAUGCUCACGGUUACUGUUUAUGUAGAGAUGGUUUUGCUGGAAGAUGCUGCGAAGAAGUAUUUUCAGCCUGUAAACACUACAAAGUGCUAAAUGAAGCUGAUCGUUCAAAUAUUGCACCGAGAACAAACGUCAUAAAGUGCGACAAAGCGGGAGUCAUUGCAAGUGGAUGGUAUCGAUUCAAAGAUCAGGCAGGGUCUCAAAUUGCAACGUCKGCUGUGCCAACUUACAGUUGUGGAAGUAGUGCACCAGGGUGGAUGCAGGGAUCUCAUCCAAGCCAAGYUGAAGGGAUCGUGACUCGCAGAGUGUGUUAUCACUGGGGCAACGACACUUGUAUGUGGAGCAACACGAUUCGUGUUCAAAGAUGUGGAAGUUUUUACGUGUAUGAAUUAAAAAAGACUCCUGCCUGUGAUCUUCGAUACUGCGGAAACUACUCAGCACCGUUGAGAAUACCUUAUACGCCAAUAGCGUCUGGUAAGUAUCCCUUUCAUGUUGAAACUAUGUCAAGUACAGUUCGUCGGAUGAAACGCCAGCCAGGGCAACUUUCUGCUUACAGUUGAUUAAGAAAGACUUGAUCCAGUUAAUGGUUUUAGUAUUCAUUCCAUGAUCCUUUAGCUAUAGCAGGGACGUAUCUAGUAAGAGGCCAACCGAGGCACUCGCCUCGGUAAUUUUUUUUUUUUUCAUGUCUGAUAUCUUCGUAGCCUCUCAGAUUUUGUGAAAAAAAUGUAAAAAUAAUAUUAAUCGUGUAUAUAUAGCUUAUAGCUUCUUUGUUUCAUAAAUAUUGCAUAUUGCAAUAUUGCGGUUAAAUCUAUUAAAUUAAGAGUUACCAAGGACCACAAAAUGCUGCAAAUCGCAUUUCCGAGAGACUGAAUUUCAAAUUUUCUCGAGGGGGAAUGCCCCCGAAUCCCCCUAGUUCCUACCGCCUUUGGCGGUCGCUUGCCCCGGUAUUCCGUUCACUCUUGCUACGGCCCUGUAUAGCUUGUGGAUUGGAAGUCGAUGACUUACUGUAGACCAUAACUCAGAUGCCGUUUGUAAGCCAUCAUGCAUAUUAUUUAUGAUGUCAUGAAAAAUGAAGACGAGUAGUUAAGUCUCACACAAUCCCUGAAAAAACUUGGCAAAUGGACAAAUCUACAGUUGCCCAAGUGUGUAAUAUACUUACAAAAGUUAGGACAUAAACGCAAAAUUAUUGUGAUUUUAAUUUGAUAUUAUG
This is a messenger RNA of Exaiptasia diaphana, 1412 nucleotides long. Its product is annotated as uromodulin-like. The record is from RefSeq and is a predicted model, not a curated record. Bases 1 to 762 code for a protein of 253 amino acids. The transcript is spliced from 3 exons. Lineage: Eukaryota; Metazoa; Cnidaria; Anthozoa; Actiniaria; Aiptasiidae.